UAACAAAUCAAUUGUUGUUGUAUUUAAAUUGAUUUACAGGUAGCAAGUAACUCAGUCAACCGAAAGACAGCGGGUUCAGGUCAGAAAAGGCAGUUACUAUAGUUUUCACACGAUUUGUGCAAAAUGUCGCAUGCACCUGCAGAUGGAGGUCCCAGAACGCCGUCAGAGAAGAUUGAAGGUGUUCCCGAUUUUGGAUGGCGUGUGAAACUUUCAUACGAGUGCCAAGAUAAAAUGUCCCCCUUCUUCAAGCCAAGACUUUCACAAAUUCCACAAUAUUUAGGUCUCAGCAUGAGGUACAGUGUUAUGUGGGCCAAGAAGAAAAAGCAAGGAAAGAAACCGUUUAUAGAUCAUUUGAAUCCCUUGCCUCAUAACCCUAUAUAUGGGUGUCCUAUAGGAGGUAUUGGUUGUGGAACUAUAGGACGUGGCUAUCGUGGAGAAUUCUGUCGGUUUCAAAUGAUACCAGGGAUAUAUAGACAUAAUACGGUCGAUGCCAAUCAGUUUAUUGUUUGUAUACGACGUAAUAAUGAGACAAUUUAUCAACAAGUAUUAUCAUCACAAGUCAAGAAAGGGAAAUCCCUAAAAUCAUGGUCGUGGGGAUUCCCUGGUGGUAUGGCAACCUAUCAUGCACUCUAUCCUCGAGCGUGGACUGUUUAUAAUAUUAAAAAACAUAAUGUUCGGUUAAUUUGUCGUCAGAUAUCACCAAUAUACCCACACGAAUAUCAGGAGACAUGCUUACCUACUGCUGUAUUUGUCUGGACAAUAGAGAAUAAUAGUCCAGAUGAACUAGACGUUAGUAUAACGUUCACCUUCCAGAAUGGUCAAGGUAGCAAGGAGGAUAGUAAUAAAGGAGUAACGAGUGAAGUGUUUAAUGUAGGGGAGGUAACUGGUGUUUCAAUAAAACAGACAUUUAGAAGUAUGGAUUGUACAUAUGGUAUCUCGGCUUCAGCUAAGGAUGGUGUGGAUAUAUCUACGGCCGUGAACUUUGACCCUCAUGGUACUGGUGAGGAUUUAUGGUGUGAUUUACAUGAAGAUGGUAAACUUGGUAAUACACCAGUUGCGCCACCUGGUGGUGAUAAAGGUAAAGAUAUAGGAGCAGCAGUCUGUGCUUCCUGUACCGUCCAACCCUCGUCAUCACAGUCACUAGACUUCUCGUUAGUAUGGGAUAUGCCUAUUAUACAAUUCGGUGCUAAAGAACAAUACUAUGCAAGGCGUUAUACUCGAUGGUUUGGUACGGAGGGUAAAGCUGCUCCUAACUUAUGUAAACAUGCCUUAAACAGAUAUCCAGUAUGGGAGAAAGAAAUAAUCAAAUGGCAGGAUCCCAUCCUUAAUGCAAGUAAAUUACCAAGUUGGUAUAAAUCUGCUCUGUUUAAUGAGUUAUAUUUUGUGAGUGAUGGUGGAACAGUUUGGUUAGAUCCGUAUGAAACAGAUAAAGAUUUUAAGGCUGACAUCAGUUUACACCCAUAUGUUAAAGAUAUUGGCCGAUUUGGAUAUUUAGAAGGUAUGGAAUAUAGAAUGUAUAAUACAUAUGAUGUUCAUCACUAUGCAUCUUUCUCACUCAUCAUGCUCUGGCCUAAAUUACAAUUAUCAUUACAAUAUGAUUAUGCUGCUACAAUAGUAAAGAAUGACGAUACAUGUAUGAAAUAUUUGAUGCAUGGAGCAAAGGGUCCAACACAUGUGGCUAAUACAGUACCACACGAUAUGGGGGAUCCUGAGGAUGAACCAUGGAAGCGAGUGAAUUGUUAUACCGUCCAUCCUACCCAUGAUUGGAAAGAUUUAAAUAUGAAGUUUGUUUUACAAGUUUAUCGUGAUUAUAUAGCCCUGACAGAUAGAAAAUAUCUAGAAGAAAUGUAUCCUGUUGCUCUGGGAGUAAUGGAACAUUCGUUAGAUUGGGAUACAGAUGGUGAUGGUAUUAUAGAUAACUCUGGUUAUGCUGAUCAAACAUACGAUGCGUGGACCAUGCAAGGAGCAAGUGCUUAUUGUGGAGGUCUGUGGUUAGCUGCAUUACGAAUGUUGUGUGAAAUGGCUUUUAUACUGGGUAAAACAGAAGAUGUCGAUAAAUUCGCGGCCAUCCUAAAACUAGGAGCGAAAUCAUAUCAAGAAAAGUUAUGGACGGGUAAAUAUUAUCAGUACGAUAGCAGCAACAGCGGCCAUCAUGAUAGUAUCAUGGCCGAUCAACUGUCUGGACAAUGGUUUCUACAUGCAUCUGAAAUAGUAGAUGAAGCUGUAUUCCCAGCCGAUAAAGUAAGAACAGCUUUAAAGACUGUGUUUGAUAAUAAUGUGAUGAAAUAUGCCAAUGGUACGAUGGGCGCCAUCAACGGCACAAAACCAGAUGGUUCACGAGAUACAAGUAGUCCACAAUCAGAAGAAUUUUGGACGGGUAUUACGUAUGGUUUAGCUGCUAGUAUGAUACAAGAGGGUAUGCUAGACGAAGGCUUUCAGACUGCAUGGGGAGCAUACCAUGCAUGCUGGGAAGGAUUAGGCCUACAAUUCCAGACACCAGAAGCUUACACGUCCACCAAAGGAUAUCGAUCGUUAGGCUACAUGAGACCACUUAGUGUCUGGGCUAUACAGUGGGCAAUCGAAAGAUUUCAACGCCAAUUACUAGUUAACUAAGUCAAACUUAACGUUAAUAUUUACGAUCGUUAAUAAUUUUGAAGGGUUUUAUUUUUUUUUACCGUGUUUGUUAAACAUACAUUAUGCAAGAGGUAAAUCUGCCUAUUGCAGGUCUUUCUUUAGGCCUGAAAUGUUUUUUUAAAUUAUUAAUUAGACAUUAAUUAACUUAUCUACACCAUAAUCAACUCUAGAUGCCAUCGGAUGUUUGCGAUAUUAAACAUACAUUAUGCAAGAGAUAAAUCUGCCUAUUGCAGGUCUUUCUUUAGGCCUGAAAUGUUUUUUAAAUUAUUAAUUAGACAUUAAUUAACUUAUCUACACCAUAAUCAACUCUAGUUGCCAUCGGAUGUUUGCGAUAUUAAACAUACAUUAUGCAAGAGAUAAAUCUGCCUAUUGCAGGUCUUUCUUUAGGCCUGAAAUGUUUUUUAAAUUAUUUAUUAGACAUUAUUAACUGAUCCAAACCAUAAACAACUCUCAAUGCCAUCGGAUUUCUCUGAUAUUAAGUAGAUAGAACAAUUCAGACAUAUUUUGAUUUAAGCUAAAACUGGAAGAGGGAGACUUAUCUUCGAACAACCAGUACGAUGGUUGAAAUUAUUGUACACGUCUUGUCAAACCUUCAAAGGCUAAUAUCUUCGCUCGCAAUAGAGUAAUUUGAAUGAAAUUUUCAAAUUAUUCAUUUUACAUUAUCUAUUUUCGAACUAUUAUAGCAAGAAUGGCUAGUUCUGUAUCAAAAUCUUACAUAAUGUAUCAUUAACAUCAAUAUUUAUGAUCGUUAAUAAUUUACCAUACACGUAGAUAACAUUAAUGCUUUAUUGAAAUACCUGAAAUUCAAUAUUUAUAUUUUUAAUCUUUAAUAAUUUUAUCAUACAUGUGGUAUUUUCGCAGAUAUUUAUGCUUGGUUGAAAUCCAGGCCCCAAGUUCACAAAACAUUCUCAGACUUAAGUUGAGAAUUUACUCAACAUUCAGUCACUGUUUAUGACUAUUAUGAGAAAUAUCUUUGAUCCAGGAACACAAUACUUAGUGUAUAGUUUCUUAUUGAUGUAUUUGAGACAUUAAAACAACAAAAGUUUUAUAAAGGGCUUUAAUUUAGACAAAAUAAGAACAAUUUUGAGUAAAUUCUGAGAAUGCUUUGAGAACUCAGGACCAGUAGAUUUAUUAUUUAAAUCACUGUUGCUAUUUCAAAUUUUUUUUUUUUUCGGACAUUUUUACCGAAAAUAAAGGGGCAUAACUCUUAUCAUUAUUUAAACAGAAGGUUUCAGACCACAAUUAAAACUUUAACUAUUACUACGUCAUAUGAAUAUGAUUCAUAAUAUUCGAUGCAGCAUCUUCCUGUUCGGUCGUUCGCUAAUAAUAUCUUUUUUUAUUUGUUUGUUAAUGUUAGUAUUUCUUUGUGCAUUAUAAAUGCAAAUUUGCUCACUUACUGUGUGGUACAUAGAAGCAUAUUAUUGUUUUGUUUUAGUCUUAGAUUAGUUUUGUUAGAUCAUUGUUUUUAAUUUAAUUAAAGUUCAUACAUGUUUUCAUUUUUUUUCCUCUUGGAACAUUUUAUACAGUUUAUUGUCAUUAACAUUAUUAUUAUUAUUAAGUAAAUUUUGUUGUACUUUCUUCAUGAAAUAAUCCUUUGUUGUACCGGUACUUUCUCCAUGUAAUAAUCCGAUAAAUAUGAUGUACAUUAAUAAAUACAUUCCGUUUAAUUAA
Messenger RNA from Patella vulgata (common limpet), 4305 nucleotides. RefSeq names its product non-lysosomal glucosylceramidase. The transcript is spliced from 16 exons. Gene Ontology annotation, cellular component: membrane. The record is from RefSeq and is a predicted model, not a curated record. Gene Ontology annotation, biological process: glucosylceramide catabolic process; carbohydrate metabolic process. Lineage: Eukaryota; Metazoa; Mollusca; Gastropoda; Patellidae. Bases 124 to 2613 code for a protein of 829 amino acids. Gene Ontology annotation, molecular function: glucosylceramidase activity; beta-glucosidase activity.